Messenger RNA from Vicia faba (fava bean), 1176 nucleotides. The record is from the annotation of a GenBank genome assembly. Lineage: Eukaryota; Viridiplantae; Streptophyta; Magnoliopsida; Fabales; Fabaceae.
AUGGUGACCGUGGAGGAGAUUCGCAACGCUCAACGUUCCAAUGGCCCUGCCACCAUCUUGGCUUUCGGCACAGCCACUCCUUCCAACUGCAUAACGCAAGCUGAGUAUCCUGAUUACUACUUUCGCAUCACCAACAGCGAGCACAUGACUGACCUAAAAGAGAAAUUUAAGCGCAUGUGUGAUAAAUCGAUGAUAAAGAAACGUUACAUGCACUUAACUGAGGAUUUUUUGAAGGAGAAUCCUAACAUGUGUGAAUUCAUGGCACCAUCACUGGAUGUGAGGCAAGAUAUUGUGGUGGUGGAAGUGCCGAAGUUAGGAAAAGAUGCAGCAAAAAAGGCUAUAGCUGAAUGGGGACAACCGAAAUCCAAGAUCACUCAUGUCGUUUUCUGCACCACGUCAGGCGUAGACAUGCCAGGAGCAGAUUACCAGUUGACGAAGCUACUAGGUCUUAAGCCGUCUGUAAAGCGUCUGAUGAUGUAUCAGCAAGGUUGUUUCGCUGGCGGGACGGUUCUCCGUCUAGCGAAAGAUCUUGCUGAGAACAACAAGAACUCGAGAGUUCUUGUUGUUUGCUCUGAGAUUACUGCUGUGACUUUCCGCGGUCCGUCGGAGAGUCAUUUGGAUUCUCUCGUCGGACAGGCACUCUUCGGCGACGGAGCCGCUGCAAUGAUUAUCGGGGCGGAUCCUGAUUUAGCCGUGGAACGUCCGAUAUUCGAGAUUGUUUCGGCUGCUCAGACGAUUCUUCCGGAUUCGGAUGGGGCCAUCGACGGACAUCUUCGUGAAGUGGGGCUCACUUUUCAUUUGCUGAAAGAUGUUCCUGGGAUUAUUUCGAAGAACAUUGAGAAGAGUUUGGUUGAGGCUUUUGAACCGAUUGGGAUAAAUGAUUGGAACUCGAUUUUUUGGGUUGCGCAUCCGGGUGGACCGGCUAUUUUGGACCAGGUUGAGGAGAAACUCCGGUUGAAGGAAGAGAAACUCCGGUCUACUAGGCAUGUGCUUAGUGAGUAUGGGAAUAUGUCUAGUGCUUGUGUUUUGUUUAUUUUGGAUGAAAUGAGGAAGCGGUCUAAGGAAGAAGGGAAGGUUACUACCGGUGAAGGGUUGGAGUGGGGGGUUUUGUUUGGGUUUGGACCGGGUUUGACUGUUGAGACGGUUGUUCUUCAUAGUGUGCCGGUUCAGGGUUGA